AUAUGUGUGUGAGUGUGUGUGCAAUGGGGCAGCAACUCACCACAUUCUCCUCCUCUAUUGUCUCUUUUAUCUCAGUAUUAGUUGUGAACAAUGUCUAUUUUGUUGCUGAAAUGUUGACAACUCUGAGGAUGAUGCCAUGUAACUACUAGCCCUUCACCUGGCCUUGUCAGUGGGGAGUUCAAGCCUUGCUUCAGCCACCUGUGUUUCCAGUGAGAUGGAGUCAUCUUGUCGUAAGGAGAAACCUAGGCCAAAAGAGGCAGCCUAUCGAGCUGACAAAACCAAACAGAAAUCUGCUUUGCAAGAACUCAAACAGAGACAGCGAGCCGAGAUCUACGCUUUGAACAAAGUGAUGACAGAACUGGAGCAGCAACAGUUUGAGGCUUUCUGCAAGCAGAUGCAGUCACAGAGUGAAUGAGGACAGCAGGGACGAGCAGGAGCCCUGCAGCCCCGGAACAGGCAGCUUUGUUGUUUUAACUCCAGAUGUACCUGAGACAAGAUGCAUUACAAAUAACGUCACCCUGCUCUCGUCCAAUAGUCCGUCUCAUCUUGCAAAAUGGCCCUGACCUCGGAUCGACUCCCACUUCUCUCCGGCAGAAUAGAACCACUUUUAGUGAUGUGCUUUAGUAAAGCCAGGCCAGAAAUCCAAUCUAAUUGCCAUCCUGCAUUGCCAUCUCUUUCCCCUUUAGAUUUCAAUACAUGUGCCAAAAGGCUGAAGACCAGAAGGGGCUUCAAUUGCUUUGCCAUGGAACAGCCAGCCACUGCUUAUUGUCCAAGCUCAAUGAAGAAUUGAGUGAAGGGCAUAUUGCUUGGAACUAGAUGUUGAAACCCAGAAUCAUGUUGACUCAUUUUCUCUUACCCUAUGCCAAGGAUGCUGGACCUCUGCCAUAUAAUGAAGUGAGCUAAGAAGACCAAUUCUCUCGUGUAUUUACAGUAUAUUUACAUUUCAUCUUAUGGAAGGAAGUCUGGAACAAACCAGCAAAGCUGGAGUCCUGGAGUCCUGCAAAAGGACCACAUUUCAUCAUCUCCAGUCGUCCAUCCAAUGAGUAACACAUUUAUUCAACAUUCCCUGAAAAAUAGCAAGCAACCCUAAUGUUACAUCUGCAGCCCGCACUUCUCCCUUUUGAAGUUGAUUUGUGAAUUCUCCAGGAAUUUGUUCCAAAUGUGCUCAUAUCUUUCGGAGAAAAGUUGUAUUUCCAGACUUCUCACCGUGUGAAGUCUGGAAUUGCAUUACUUUUAUUCUGCAAGCCGUGCCGUCAUUCCACUUUUUUAUUUUCAUGAACCCAGAACUAUUAGGAAGCUUCACUUUUCACCCAGUGCAAAGAAGCUGGAAACACCUGGAGCUGAUGGCUGACACCAGAGAGUGAGAGUGAGAUUCCUGUCUCUAGCCUUGCAGGCCUCAUGCAGUUGCUUGUAAACGUUGGGUUCAUUAACACAACUUUCAAAGAAUCUUUAGAACAAUCUUGCUUUCCCAAAAUGUGGCACAGUGAUGCAGCGGUAGAGUUGCUGCCUCACAGCGCCAGAGACCCGGGUCCGAUGCUGACUACGGGUGCUGUCUGUACGGAGUUUGUGCAUUCUCCCCGUGACCUGCGUGGGUUUUCUACGAGAUCUUUGGUUUCCUCCCACACUCCAAAGACGUACAGAUUUGUAGGUUAAUUGGCUUGGUAUAAUUGUAAAAUUGUUCCAUGUGUGUGUAGGAUAGUGUGGGGAUCGCUGGUCGGUGCAGACUUAAUGGGCCUGUUUCUGCACUGUAUCUAAACUAAACUAAACUCACUAAUAUGACUGUUUACUUUUGUGUUCUGUAUUUACAACUUGCAAGCUCCAUCUAUACCACGCAGGUCUCUGGGAAUGACGAUGCAUCACUUCAUCUCCACUUGUGGAAGAUAAAAUACCAUCAAUCCACCCAAGGCACAAUAUUGAGUUCCAUCAUCACGAGAGUUAAGGCCAGGAUAAAUAACCUGACAUGUUCUUGGCUACAUCUGGGAGCAUGUAAACUCUUUAAAGCUUGAAGCCUUUGCAAAGGGAGUGUUCAAAACUGAAAUGUAAACUGGUGCAAGUUGGGUCACGUACUUUGACAGGUCCUCAUUUUCCAAAAUGAAGUAUUCUCCCACUAAGCUUUUUGUGUGUUUAGAAACCUGCCGUUAUAUGUUUAAUUAUUUACUGUUAUACCUUUAGUUUGUGCCUUGCAUUGGUCCAGAAUCCCCACAAGUGCCACCCAGGUGAAGCAAGGUGGCUAUGAAUGGCUGUGAGGUUGUAGUAUACCAUAAAAAGGUUGGUUUAGUUUAGUUUAUUGUCACGUGUACUGAUUACAGUGGAAAGCUUUUGUUGCGUGCUCUGCAGUCAGUGGAAAGACAAUACAUGAUUACAAUCGAUCCAUUGACAGUGUACAGAUACAAAGUAAAAAAUGUUGCAAUAGAAAUAGAGAUUUAAGAGUGUAGAGCGAUUGUAAUGUGAGUUUGUAGAUGUGAUUCUGUGGCUAGUACACAAAUAGUCGCCUGUGUUUGCCGCCAUCGUGGAAGAACUUGAUGUAAAGACGUCUUGCUCCAAAGGAAACCAGCCUUGUGCUGUGUUCUGGAGUCGUGCAUUGAAGUUACAAGCAGGAACAAACAGUCUGCAUCUCAGAGCAUUGUAGUGGCACAGCAGAUACCUACUCCUGCAGAACAGCACUGGGGGUCGAAGUCAACAGUGAAACCAGUUGUCAGCCAAGGUGACUCCACGGCACUCUAUGCUUCAACUGUGAGUAUCAUCAGAAUCGCUGGUGGAGGUAGACACUGAAUAUUCAGUCAUGUCUUCUACCCUGAGACUCACUUUUUAAGAAUGUUGCAAAUUUCAUCCUGUUUAUUUUAAACAUUUCAAAAAAGAUUAAUCUGAAGGAAGAACUAGCCUCUGCUCUCAAAUUGGAAGUUUUAAACUCGACAGUUCUAAAUUCCUUCGUUAGCGACAGAAAGCACGAACGUGAUUAUAAUCGCUAGCCCCUUCCCUUGAUGUCUGCACUGGAGAGAUGAAUUGUAACGUUACUUUUUAACACAAAGAGCAAAAACAAAGCUCGUCUCCUUCAGUCAUUACCCUUAAUCAUGAAGAUUGAUUGUUUAAAUGUUAUCAUGGUUCCUAACAUUAUGUAUAAGGAGUUUGUAUAGUAUAUAUUAAUGGCAAAUGUUGUAGACAAGAUACCACUAGAUAAAUUAGAAAAUGCUAGAAAUACUCAGCAGGUCAGACAGCAUUUUGGUGACUUUGGUUGUGAUCAAACAUAUUCAGGAAUUGUAAAGACAUUUUAAAGGUGCUAUCAUGUUGAUGGUGUGCUAUCAAAUCAAAAACGGAUUUGGUUCGUUCCCAUUGACUCAUUUGCCAUUCCGUUACAAAUAUCAAAGUGGAUCACCUUUGCACAAGAGGAAUUUGGUCUGGGGUUGAAUGGUCCUCAGAAGCACACUAAUGUUGAACAUAAUCAUGGCUGUUUGCUCCAAGCUGAGGCCAGACUCUCUCCCUGAUUCACCAUGGUUAUCACAAGUCCUCGUCUCAACCCGGGUCGAAUUAGAUUGAUUCUUCCUAAAGGUGAAUUAUUCAGGAAUUAUUCUUAUUAGGAAUUAAUUAUUUGGGAAUUAUAAGGAAAAUGGAAUCAAGAUUAUCCCACACAGCUCCUCAAGGCCGAUUCAUUAUUCAAUAAGAUCAUGGCUGAAUAAUGUCCCCUCCAUUACACCCUGUUCCCACAAGUUGUGUUUCUUCAGUUCUCUGUCAUCAAACAUCUACAGCUCACUCGUGGAGCAACUAUUUCAGCGCUAAAUGCCGGAUGCUUACUUGUUAGCAAUUAGUCAAAGCUUCCACUGCAGGUAGCGUUUACUGAAAUGUUCUCACCUCAGAGUUGACCUUGAUUUCCACAGAUAGUGAAUCAUAUUUUGUGAUGUUGGAUACGACAGAAGGGAAGAUGUUCCUUGUUGUGUUUCUACUUACAGUGCGGUUGUAAUAAGACAGAGCCUUGAUUCAGCUUCCCAUUUGAAGGCCAGCAUCUCCCCCAGUGGGGUGUCAGCCCAGGUCUGAAGAAGGGUCUCGACCCGAAACGUCACCUAUUCCUUUUCUCCAGAGAAGUUGUCUGACCCGCUGACUUAGUCCAGCAUUUAGUGUCCAUAUGAAGUGUCUCAUGUCAGUCUUCUUCUUGUGUGUGGCAUGCACAGCCUAAAGUUGUCGGACAACUUGUUCUAUUUGAUCUUAUUUGAUUGUGCACGCCGGGUUGAUUGCAUUCGUCGAAACAGGGCGGGCCAUGUGUAGGUUGCAAUCUCCCACCCCUCUGAUGUCAGUGAGAACCCAAGAACCUGACGUGGAGAUGAAGACACAACCCUUGAGUCAAGGAGGACACCCAUACGUGGUCCACUGUAAGGCUUUUUCCCAGUAAAAUGUGAAUGUUAUUGUUUUUUUAAAUCUUGCUGUUCCUGUCCCAUUGAGUUUUGUGCAAAAUCGUGCAUCCAAUCAUGAUAGUGUGUAGAAUCCUUCAGCAGGUAUUGUAGCCAAUUGCUGAGACUUCAGCCACAUUCAGCAAGGUAGCAUGUGUUGUAUUUGUGAAUGUUAACGUGAGCCAGAGCAGUGACUGUUUACCUGUAUUGUUGCUAGAUACCCAGUCUGAAGCUGAUGUCAAUCAAUAACCCCUCAUUGAUGUAAACAACACUAAAUAAAAAUUGUAUGGAAGUGUU
Messenger RNA from Leucoraja erinaceus (little skate), 4676 nucleotides. It is a transcript of the gene svbp, whose product is annotated as small vasohibin binding protein. Gene Ontology annotation, biological process: protein secretion; negative regulation of protein ubiquitination. Gene Ontology annotation, cellular component: apical part of cell. The coding region runs from base 215 to 415 and encodes 66 amino acids. The record is from RefSeq and is a predicted model, not a curated record. The transcript has 3 exons. Lineage: Eukaryota; Metazoa; Chordata; Chondrichthyes; Rajiformes; Rajidae.